Molecule: messenger RNA, 1120 nt
Organism: Brassica napus (rape)
Lineage: Eukaryota; Viridiplantae; Streptophyta; Magnoliopsida; Brassicales; Brassicaceae
Product: U3 small nucleolar ribonucleoprotein protein IMP4-like
Exons: 9
Coding region: 137-979 (280 amino acids)
Biological process (GO): maturation of 5.8S rRNA; maturation of LSU-rRNA
Cellular component (GO): preribosome, large subunit precursor; nucleolus
Molecular function (GO): rRNA primary transcript binding
Source: RefSeq, a predicted model, not a curated record
AAAAAAACAAAAAAAAACAAAACCCCGUUAAUAAGUUAAGAUAAAUGAUAGAGGGUUGUGAGGCGAGAGAAAACCCUAAAGAGAAACUGAGGCAGCCGCAGAGAGAAAGAGAGAAGGAGAGAGAAAGAGAGAGAGAAUGGAGGAGAUGAUGAAAACGACCAAGGCAGGGGAGGAGUUGGUGCAGGCGAAGAUGCGCCGUGAGAUUACGAAGCUCGAUGAUGAGGAGCUUUGGGCAGAAUUUGAACCGUUGGAAAUUGAUAGGAUCGAGAGUGGUGAAAUCAAACCCAAGACCUUGAUCACUAAUUGUGGUUGGUUCCACUCUCCACAAUUUCGUGAGAGGGGACCUUUAAUUGUCAAGGAGAUGCUCUCAGUGUUCCCUAAUUCUACUUACAUUAAAUGGAAGAGAAGGUGGAUCCCCAACUCGCUAAAAGACCUGAUAAGAAUAGCAAAAGAGAGAGAGUGUACAUCUCUCGUUCUAGUUGAUACAAACCAUUUGGGACAUGAUGAAAUAUGUAUUGUAAGCUUGUUGAAUGGUGCUGCCGCUUAUUUCAGGAUUUUUAAUCUCAUCCCACGUGAGGAUAUACCGGAUCAAGCAACCCCCCCGACACGCCUCGAUCCUUAUGUUCGUAUGGCACGUUUUGCUUCUCAGGCCGGUCUUGGCCUUAGCAGAUUGAUACAAUCACUCUUCCCCAAGGCCACUCAUUCCAGAACCAACAAACCCUGUCAAAAGAACCGUGCAUUUUUCCAGUACCAGGAUGGUUUUGUUUUUUACCGACAUCAUUGGCUCCACUCUGAGAAAGCAGCCCUUUCAGAAGAAAGGCCAAAGCACACCAGGAAGGAAGUUGGACCUCGUUUCCAACUGUUGUUUAAAGGUGUGAAGAAGGUAUCACUUGACACGGGGAGUUUAAAACUUAUCUGCAUGCCUCCUGCCUCUCAUUAUGACUACCCAGAACGUCAGCUUAUGAUGCCGCCUCUUUAAUAUGCUCUCAUGUUUUUUUCUUUUCUGUACAACAAAAACAAAACUUAUGGUUAUUUACGUUUGCUGUAGUAUUCUGACAUGGUCUUUUGCCUUGGGAUAUUUUUAUACUAAUAGAUUAUUUAAAAUUAUUAAUUUUCAACG